Messenger RNA from Rubroshorea leprosula, 2697 nucleotides. Lineage: Eukaryota; Viridiplantae; Streptophyta; Magnoliopsida; Malvales; Dipterocarpaceae. The record is from the annotation of a GenBank genome assembly.
CUCCGAAUUCUCGUCCGAAGAAAACCCAUCCUUGUACUCUCAUUUAGAUAGUUGAUUUUUCUAAGCUCUAACUCCAUGAUGAGCAAGAUAGAGCACCGGAUUGGUUGCAAGACAUAGAAGAGAAUGAUGGUAGAGAUGGUUCCUUCUCCUGUUAGGAAAUUUUGGAAAGAAUGGGAGCUCGUAGGGGCAGCUGUGCUCAGCCUCACACUCCAAAUCGUUCUCAUUACAACGGGCAACCGCAGGAAGUACAUUCGUGGAACUUGGUUUAGAAUUAUUGUUUGGUUUGCCUAUAUGAUGGCUGACUCUGUAGCGACUAUAGCCCUCGGUAUACUAUCAAAUGAUCUCGGGCAGAUAUACCAUGGUGAAGGUCAUAAUAAUUUGGGUACUAAUGCUUUGAUAUAUGACGAUAAGGGUCAUAUGAAUGUGGGUACUAAAGCUUAUAUUAAUGAGGGUACUAAGCUCAAAGCAUUCUGGGCACCCUUUUUCCUGCUGCAUUUAGGUGGUCCUGAUACAAUCACUGCCUACUCCUUAGAAGAUAAUGAGUUGUUCCUCAGGCACCUCGCCGGACUAAUAGUCCAGACAAUUACUGCACUUUACAUCAUCUUGCUUGCCUGGACAAGUUCUCAUAUUUCUUACCUAUCCAUUGCAGUGAUAGUGGUAGGCUGCAUCAAGUAUGGGGAGAGAACAUUUAGCCUUUGGAAAGCAAGCUGGAACAAACUCCAAAAUACUAUCCUCACUGAUCCGGAUCCUGGCCCAAACUAUUCAAGGUUUAUGGAAGAAUAUGAAUCGAGAGAUGAGGAGGGUUUCUUUGUGGACAUAAUAGAAACGAAGGAGGGCCAGGGUAACUUGGAUGAAAUUGUGCCUGAAACAACUACUGAUGAUAUGGUCAAAGCUCAUGAUCUAUUUCAGACAUUCAAGAGUUUGUUUGCAGAUCUAAUCCUUAGCUUUCAUGACCGAACGAGAAGCCAAGAUUUGUUCAAGAAAUUGACAGAUAAAAAUGCUUUCAAAGUGAUCGAGAUUGAACUAGGAUUCAUGUAUGAUCUGCUUUUUACAAAGGCGCCAGUUAUUUAUACUCCCUGGGGUCUUGCUCGACGCUUCAUCACUUUCUCCCUCACCUCUUUUGCUUUUCUGUCUUUUAUACUUGAUGACAAACUGAGGCACAAAGGCAACACGAUUGAUUUUGUGGUCACUUCACUUUUGCUUGUUGUAGCUGUUUUGCUAGAGAUAUAUGCAGCUCUUGUUGUCCUUUUCUCGGAUGAAACCAGAACUUGGUGGAUUAAGCGUAGGAAGAGCACUGCACAACCAUCAAACAGUCGUUUUAAAGAAUGGUUCAAGUGGUUUAAGGUGAAGAGUUGGUUUACGGAUAAGAGGUGGUCAAAUUCCAUGGCACAAUACAGUCUAUUACGGCUUAGCCUUAAGGAAAAACAUAGCAUUCGGAUAACUGAAGAAUUUUGUUAUAAAAAAUACAAAAAGUUCACUGAAGAAUACAGAAAGCUGAUCUUUGACCAUGUCAAAGAUAAGUUUGAUAAGUUUGAUAAGUUGGAAAAAAAUGCAAAGCUAGAGCCGAGAAGCACGAGCACACUCGAUACAGUUAUUAGGGAGUUAUGCAGCCAAAGGGGCAAAGGCAUAAUUGAGAAAUAUCAGAAGCAGAAAAAUAAGGUUGCUCUUGAAUGGGGUAUCCUUGAAUGGAGUGUAAGUGUUGAAUUUGACCAAAGCAUCCUUAUCUGGCACAUGGCUACAGAAAUCUGCUACUACUCAGAAAACCUUUCUGAUGAUGUCAAAUUAAGUGGAAAUUUCAGUCUGCACAUGUCAAGGUACAUGUUGUAUCUCUUAGUCAUUUGUCCCUUCAUGUUGCCGGCAGGGAUUGGGUUUAUCAGGUUCCGAGACACUUGUGCUGAGGCCAUGGAAUUUUUCAAUGAGCGAAUGUCCACUAGUUGGGAUGAAGGCAGGACCAGCAGGGAUCGAGGCACCGUUUCUGGCAACAAACCUACUAGUCCAUCUGUUAAUAAGUCUAGAGGUUGGAGUUUUCUCCCUCAACCUAAUUUCCUGGCUCCGUUCCUGCCUACUUGUUCCAGUUCCAGUGUUGUAGACGUUGAAGAAAGAAGAAAAAAGGCUUGCAAGUCAUUGCUUGAAGUGAGAACAGAUGUUCCUCCCAUCAAAGUCAAAGGCGAUAGAAGCAAAUCUGUGUUGUUUGAUGCUUGCAGGCUAGCACGGACGCUGGGUACUAUAUCAGGUUCAGAUCAAGCGUUCAAAUGGAAUCUAAUAAAAGAUAUGUGGUUGGAGCUGCUAGCUUAUGCCGCUUGUCAUUGUAGUGGGAAUGAUCAUGCUCGGCAGCUGGGAAAAGGCGGGGAACUUCUGACUCAUGUGUGGCUUCUUAUGGCUCAUUUUGGCCUCACUGAGCAGUUCCAGAUAUCUCAAGGCCAUGCAAGAGCCAGGCUGGUUACCAAAUAGUACCACAGACAUGCAUCAUGUUUUAAUUUGGAAAUGAGAGAUCAUGACUUAAAAGUACUGAAAUUCAAGUAUUAAUUGUACUCUGGACUGAAAAACUUUCCUUUGAAAACUAAUCUUCUGACUUCAUGCUUUUAUUUAUUUUUUAUUUUUUAUUUGUGUCUAUGAUCAGGAUGUAUACAGACUAGCUUUCGUACAUCUUGAGGCUGAUUCCUCUACUAAUGCAUUUAAGAAAAUUAAUUUCCUUAA